GGGUGGAAACGCGGGGGCCCGGGGGGCCCCUCCGUGCCCUCUGCUGUCAGCGGACGCGGCGGAGACGGAGGCCCGGGUGGCCUCCGGGGUCGUUUGCACGGGGACCUGGGAGGCUGUGGGACACCUAGGGGAAGACCCUGAUGUGAAUUUUGGGGACUUGGAAGGAGAAGGCUGGGGCGCAUGGGUGAGACUUGAAGGAAAUCUUUGGGGACUCGGGUACACCCAGGGGAAACUUCUGGGUGGGGGACAGCGACCAUCUGGGGGCUUCGUUGGGGACGAGGUUGAAUUAUGUCAUGGAAGGGGAGCGUGUUGGACUCGGGGAAGUAGGGCGUUUGGUUUGUCUAAGGUACUGGAGAAAAAGCUGGAGGAAAAUGGAAGGACUUGAGGGACUCAAAUGCAGAAGAGGUGAAGGGAACAGGUGCUUGCAUUGUUAGCGAAGUUUGGGGACCUUGGAAGAGGGUUGGUGUCAGACCCCAGCACCUGAGAGGAGAGGAGCUCCGUGGUCCCAGGGGAGGAGCCCAGUUCCCCCUCCCAGCCCUUUGUCUCUCCUGUGUCCAGACUCCAGCAGCCCUGGCGGGGCAGUCAGCCCUCCCAGGGGAUGGGCAGCCCAUGCCAAGCCUUGCAGGCUGGCCCUUGGAGAAGUCAGUAGGGGAGAAGAGGCCGGCAAAAGAGCACCGUUCCGGAGGGCGUUGGGUUGGGUGACCCUCAUUGGUGGCUGGCUUGAGGUUCGGAAUAGUGGUGAAGGGAGUCCUUGCCAUUUUCACACGACUCCAGCCAGCUCAGGGUGUGAAAGGUCCUAGGAAGUACUGCGUGUCAGGGAUACAGAGGUUUCUGGAGGCACGCCUACCCGGGACAGUGUUCCCCUGGCUGUCUUCUCCUGUGGCUUCCUGAAUCAUCUGCUGGCAUGCACGAAAUAGAAAAGUUUCAAAAAGGAGAAGGCAAGGAUGAAGAAAAGUACAUCGAUGUGGUGAUUAAUAAGAACAUGAAGCUGGGACAGAAAGUGUUAAUUCCCGUAAAACAGUUCCCUAAGUUCAACUUUGUGGGGAAACUUUUGGGUCCACGUGGCAAUUCUCUGAAGCGUUUACAAGAAGAAACCUUGACAAAAAUGUCCAUCCUUGGGAAAGGUUCCAUGAGAGACAAGGCCAAGGAAGAAGAGUUGAGGAAAAGUGGAGAAGCGAAGUACUUCCAUCUCAAUGAUGAUCUCCAUGUUCUCAUUGAAGUGUUUGCCCCACCUGCAGAAGCUUAUGCCAGGAUGGGACAUGCUUUGGAAGAAAUCAAAAAGUUCCUCAUCCCUGAUUAUAAUGAUGAGAUCAGGCAAGCACAGCUCCAGGAGUUAACAUAUUUGAAUGGUGGUUCAGAAAAUGCAGAUGUUCCAGUGGUUCGAGGGAAACCCACCUUGCGUACAAGAGGUGUACCAGCCCCAGCAAUAACCAGGGGAAGGGGAGGAGUUACAGCCCGGCCAGUUGGAGUUGUAGUACCACGAGGGACGCCAACUCCCAGAGGAGUCCUGUCCACCCGAGGGCCAGUGAGUCGGGGAAGAGGACUUCUCACUCCCAGAGCAAGAGGAGUCCCCCCAACUGGGUACAGACCUCCACCGCCACCCCCGACACAAGAGACUUAUGGAGAAUAUGACUAUGAUGAUGGAUAUGGCACUGCUUAUGAUGAACAGAGUUAUGAUUCCUAUGAUAACAGCUAUAGCACCCCAGCCCAAAGUGGUGCUGAUUACUAUGAUUACGGACAUGGACUCAGUGAGGAGACUUAUGAUUCCUACGGGCAAGAAGAGUGGACUAACUCAAGACACAAGGCACCUUCAGCGAGGACAGCAAAGGGCGUCUACAGAGACCAGCCAUAUGGCAGAUACUGAUUGUACUGUCUGAUGUUGUGAAAUAGCCAAUCUCCACCAGUCCUGUAUACUGUUCAAAGUAAUUUUUUUCUAUGAACAAUCCCUUUUUAAAUAAAUCAAAAUGCUUAAAAUCUGAAUGGAUGGAACUUAAAACUACUUUGUUGAAACAUCAACCUGGGCAGAAAAAAAAAAAAAAAGACAUGUAAAAUUUUGUUAUUUCCAGUCUGUAUAUGAAAAAAUAGGUCAUCAAAAGGAAAAAAAAUAACUUUGAUUAACUAGUGUUAAACAAAAAAUAGGUUUACUAAAUAUGUUAAUCUAUUCUUUUAACAUAAGCCUCACCUUUCAUUUUAAAGGUUUCCAUAGAAUUUAGUUAUUUUAUCUUUCAGCCAUAUGCUAGUUUUUUUUUUCUCUUGCCAACAUGCGUAAAAAGGGAAGCCAAUUACAAGUGCAAAUAAUGUGGUAUUCUUUUGUAACUCAAGUCUUGAAAUGUUCUGUAGUGUUAAGCAAAGUCUCCUCUUGCUUGAUACUAAAUAAACUUUUGAAAGAAA
Messenger RNA from Pan troglodytes (chimpanzee), 2391 nucleotides. It is a transcript of the gene KHDRBS3, whose product is annotated as KH RNA binding domain containing, signal transduction associated 3. The record is from RefSeq and is a predicted model, not a curated record. The coding region runs from base 905 to 1864 and encodes 319 amino acids. The transcript has 9 exons. Lineage: Eukaryota; Metazoa; Chordata; Mammalia; Primates; Hominidae. Gene Ontology annotation, molecular function: mRNA binding. Gene Ontology annotation, cellular component: nucleus. Gene Ontology annotation, biological process: regulation of alternative mRNA splicing, via spliceosome.